Cornus florida is the source of this 2022-nucleotide messenger RNA. Its product is annotated as disease resistance protein RUN1-like. The transcript is spliced from 4 exons. NCBI's taxonomy places the organism in Eukaryota, Viridiplantae, Streptophyta, Magnoliopsida, Cornales, Cornaceae. Bases 1 to 2022 code for a protein of 673 amino acids. The record is from RefSeq and is a predicted model, not a curated record. Gene Ontology annotation, biological process: defense response.
AUGGCAAGAAUCAAAUAUGGGAAGCUCAGAUCUAGUAUGGAAACAUCACAAGCAUGUAAGUUGAAGCCCAAAAAUGGAAAUGGAAAUGGAAACGCAAACUUACCUAAUCCGAGGAGAGAAGUGGAUCGGGAGAGAGAUAGACGAGAUCUGAGACGAGGGAGACAGAUUCGAGGCUCGGGAAGCUUACCGGAGAGUUCGUUGGAGCUGAGAGCAAUGGGUGUUACAGCGGCGACGGAUAAGGCGCUCAUCAAUAUGGAUGAACCAAAUAAAGUUGUUUUGAAUGGUGAAGCAUUUGCGAGGAUGCACAAACUAAGAUUGCUACAACUGAAGAAUGUCGACAUCACUAGAGGCUAUGAACAUCUUCCUAAAAGUUUGAGAUGGCUAUGCUGGCAUGGAUUCCCUCUAAAUUCUAUACCAAGUAACUUGUAUCAAGAGAAAUUAAUUGGUUUUGACAUGCAACAUAGCAACCUAGAACAAGUUCGGAAGGACAAGAAGGUUUUUGGAAAGUUGAAAAUGCUUGAUCUAAGUCAUUCCCAUUUUUUGACCAGAAUCACUACCGACUUCUCAACACUCCCAAACCUUGAGAAAAUGAGACUUGAAGAUUGUAGGAGUUUGAAAAUGAUUGACGAAUCCAUUGGAAGUCUAGAUAAACUCUGGUCCCUAAGCCUGAAACAUUAUGCAAACCUUAGGAAUCUCCCAAGGAGCAUCUGUAUGUUGAAAUCUCUUAAAAUUCUUCAGCUCUCUGGGUGCCUGAAAUUAGACAAAUUGCCUGAGGAGAUUGGGGAAAUCAAAUCGUUAAGUCUGCUUUGUGCUUCCCGAACUGCUAUAAGACAAGUACCAGUUUCCAUAGUGCGUGUAAAGAACCUUCGAUUUUUGUCUCUAUCUGGUAGUAAAGGAUCACCAUCCAUGUCCAUGUCCAUGUCAUUACCGAAUUCGUUGUUGGGGUUAACCUCUCUAACGAGAUUGAGGCUCCAUAAUUUUUCAACGGUUCUGAACGACAUCGGGAGUCUAUCCUCGUUAAGAUAUUUGGAAUUCGUUGACAAAGAUUUGUACAGUAUACCAGCUAUCAAGAGACUUUAUAACCUUCAAGUCCUCGUUUUGUACCAUUGUAGAAACCUUGGAUCACUUCCAGAGCUUCCAUCAAGUUUGAUCAUUCUACAUGCUUCACAUUCAUCAAUGGAAAGAUUUCCGGAUCUAUCAAACUUCUCACGCCCCCCAUUGACGUGUCUAUUGAAUUCCAGCAAACUAGUUGAGUUCCCUUGCACAGAGAAUGUACUACAGAAAUGGUAUGGAAGAUAUGGAGGUACUAGACCCGAUGACAUUAUAUUCUCCUGCUGUGAAAUUCCUGAUUGGUUCAGUAAUCAGAGGUCGGGUAAUGUAUUGUCACUUCAAGUGCCUCAAAAUAUGAGUAUGAUGAAAGGCUUGGUUUUAAGUGUUAUACAUGUAGCACAUGAUUUCAAAAUUGUCGAGAGACCAACAAAAUAUAUUGUUAGUGUUACUAAUGUAACCCAGGAUUUUUGUGCUCCCUGUAUCCGUUAUCGGAUUUAUUGUGGAUUCCCAACCCCACAUGACCACCUAGUGUUGAGCUAUGUACCCCUUGAAAAAUUUGAGGUGGAUUGUGGAGAUGAAGUGAAAAUUGAAAUAGAUGCUUGUUGUGGGUUGAUUGUGAACAAGUGUGGGGUCAUCCCGGUGUAUAUUGGAGCUAAGAAGCGUACCAAAAUGGACACUGAAGAAGAAGUGGUGAAUGAGUUCAAUUCUUCAUCUGGUAAUGAUGGUGUCAUGGUUGUCCAAGACCAAGGACACCUAUGCAAAGGGCAUAAGGGUAAGAGAAAACACGAUGACGAUGACGAGGCAGGACUCAGCCAUGCGGGGGUGAAGGGUAAAAGAAAAUGCAACGGUGCAGCAUCAAGACCAAGCCAUUACUGGUCUUAUGAGGAGCCCACUCUUUCCACAUAUGAGAGGGUGGUUGUUCCUCCAAUCAGAAUGCAGUGUUGGAGAGAAUUUUUUAGACAUUGUUAUUGA